AUGGUGCCUAUGGCCAUCAUUGAGUUUUCGGCCUUGGUGGAGAAGGCAAAAAUUGUUGAGCGGUUGGAAGGUGGCAACCGUGUGACUAAGAAUGCUGAGGGACCAGCUAGAGGAGGGAGACAGCGUAGAGGUGCCACUCUUAGAUGCUACAGGUGUGUUGGACCCCACUUUGUUAGGGAUUGUCCACACACGGAGAGCCAAUGUUUCAGGUGCCAUCAGAUGGGUCAUGAGUUGACCAACUGUCCCGCCAGAAAUAGAUUGGAGAGGGGUGCUCAGAGGGGUGACAGGCCUGCUACUGCUGGGAGAGUAUUCGCCUUGACUAGGGCUGAGACUUCAAUUUCUUCUGAUCUUGUGAAAGGGAAGGGUAAAGCUGCUGGUAAGGAUGUGAUGUUUUUGUUUGAUUUUGGAGCUUCCCACUCCUUUAUCUCUUAUGCAUGUGCUGCUAUGCUUGGUGUGCUGAUGUGUGAUUUCAGGUUGAGAUUGCUAGUGUCGACGCCCGCUUCUACUUCGGUAGUUUCUUUUGAGUUGUGUGUUGGAUGUCCUAUUGUGGUGAAUGAGAAGAGGUAUAAGGUGGAGGAAGAGCUAUUGAUUUCAGCUGGCCAAGCUGAAUCAUUAUUGAGAGAUGGAGCAUAG
Molecule: messenger RNA, 633 nt
Organism: Cajanus cajan (pigeon pea)
Lineage: Eukaryota; Viridiplantae; Streptophyta; Magnoliopsida; Fabales; Fabaceae
Source: RefSeq, a predicted model, not a curated record